GUAAGAGUGAGCUAGUAGCUGUGCAUCGAGCCGAAGGUAUCAGCAGCUGCCGCCACGCUGUCCUGGUGACAUUUUCUGGGAUCAGUUUUUCAGGUCGGUUAUUGGGAGUCCUCAUUACCUGUUGACCAAUGGCGUGGUGGCUGUGGCUGUUGGUGCAGUUGGUGGUGUGCUGCUGUGCUGGCUUGGUGGCGGUGCUGUGGUGGAAGUGGGCCAACAAGCCCCACAUCGACGCUCCAGGUCCACCAACACUGCCGAUAAUUGGGAACAUUCUGGACUUCCUCGAAAUGCCACUGACCCUCCAUAAGAUAUUCGACCUGCACCGCCAGUAUGGGGACUUGACAAGGCUGUAUGUGGGGCCAAUGCUGCUGGUGAUGGUGGCACACCCAGACGAUGUGCAGCACGUCCUGCUGACGUCAAAGCUGAUAGACCGUGGCACCUUAUGCACCAACGCUAUGCGGGCCUUCGUCGGUGAUGGGUUAGUCACCAUUGAUGUUAGCCGGUGGAAGGUGCACCGCAAACUUAUCAACCCCACAUUCCACUCUGAGAUUCUGGAGGGAUUUCUGGAGGCUUUCCACGAUGGCGGUCUCUUCGUGAGCGAGCGCCUAGCCCAGACUAGAGGCGCAGCUACCGAGGUUCACCCUUCAGUGUUCUUGGCAGCCUUCCGUGACUUCUGCAGCACCGUCAUCGGCAUGAACCCCGACCUUGUCAUACCAAACGCCUUGGCAGAGGAGAUGUCUGCCGCAGUGAACGAUGGUGUGACCACUGUGCAGAUGAUGAUACUGCGGCCAUGGAUGCAGAACAAGUUCCUGCUGCAGCUGACCUCCAAAGGACGUGGUGUGUUCAAGUUCGUGAAAAUUAUGCAGGACUGGGCCCUUAAGUGCAUCGCCAUGGGGUCGGCAGCCGCAGAGGAUGGACCUACCAAGACACGCCAGCGUCUGCUGGAAGCUCUUCUCAAGCCAGGCAAUCAGACUGCAAUGCCACUCGAUGAGGUUCAGGGAGAGCUGAUGAAUCUUCUGAUAGCCGGCACGGAGACGACGGCCGUGACCGUCAGCUACACGCUGGCUCUGCUGGCCCUCCACCCCGAGUGGCAGGAUGCAGCCCACCAGGAGCUGAAGGACGUCUUUGGCGAGGGUGACGACUACCUGCGGGCACCCAGCCUGGCAGACCUAGGCAGACUCAGGGUGCUGGAGAGCAUCAUCAAGGAGACACUGAGACUGUUCCCAACGGUCCCAAUACUUCCUCGGAUGGCCACAGGAGACCUUUGGCUGUCUGGAGGGUCUGGACGGAAGGUUUUGGUCCCUGAGGGUACCCUGCUUCUUGUGAUGCCCUUCCUCACACACCGCCUGCCGCAGUUCUUCCAGGACCCACAGCAGUUCGACCCUUCGCGCUUCUUGGAGGACCGCGUCGGCAAGGAGCAUGCAUACACCUACCUGCCAUUUGGGUUGGGAGCGCGCAGCUGCGUGGGUUCCCAAUACAGUCGCCUGCAGCUCAAAGUCUACCUGUCAGACAUACUGAAGCGCUUCCGCUUCCUGCCAUGUAGCCAACGGGAGGAUCUGGAUGACAGUGCGCUCGCCUUCAGCCUAAACCCUGUCAAGCCAAUCAGAGUCUCAUGCAUUCCUGUGGAUGGCUGCAAUACAUAGAACCGCCCUUAACAUUGGUGAUCGUCAUAUUGGCAAAUGUCCUGAGAUGGUUUUCAUUCCUGGUCCUGAGAAUGUCAACACAGUCUCCGUCAGUGACACUGUCAAAUGGAGCACAGUCUCCUGCAAGCUUCUGCAUGGUUCCAGCACGUUUGGCCACCCUCCUCACGGCUGAAAAUUAAUAUAUUCCAGGCCAUUAUCCUGAGACACUUCACCUUUCUGCUGCACAGCCACUGGGAUGAUUCGGUGGACAAUGUGCUCUCCAUCACGCUACAGACCAUUUAAGUCUAAACAGCUUAAUGGCCUGUAGCUUCAUUGAUAUCUUUCACGCUGUAGUACAUCUGUCUACAAAUGCUUCUAAACCUCCUAAAUGUGCAUACAUACCUACAACUAUCACCAUAGUCAUCCACCUCCAGAAACUGAACUUAUAAUAACAUUAAAAUCAAAAUGACACACUCUAAAUACAUAGUUUUUUUACUGUGCAUUCCAGUAACUUUAGUUGUAACUGCUCCCAAGAUCCUGUAUACUGUGAAGUAUGAUCGAUGACAAUUUUAUCUGCUUGGCUUUGCAGAUGUCUGCUAACUUGCGAACAUUUUGAUUUUUCUGUUUUUGUAAGUUGAAUUUUUGGAGCUAAUACUUAGAUGGCUGUAGAGAUAGUCGCUCGCAGCCUUUAAAAAUCUUUUCAGAGAUGUAAUGUUGUAUUAUCGCCAAUAAAGAGAUAUUUAAUGGAAAGGAUUCCACUGAUCUGACUAAAAGCCAAGGGCCUCUGCUGGAUUGUAGGACAUAUGACCACACACCACAGUCCUACAUCUGGAGGUCUUCCUCAACAUUUUUUUGCGCUGCUUCCGCUUUUCCUCCAAAUUGCUGCUAUGAGAACCUGGAGAACAAUGCAGUCUCUAUCAGCCACACACCAUCCAGAUUUUUAGGCCUCCUACGUGCAUCUGCAGGGUUUCGGCAUAUAGAACCAUUCGCUGUAAUACUGAAGGUCUUUUUGUCAAAUAUUCCAGAGUGCUUCUGAUCUCUCCUGCGUGCCUCUGCACAGGUCCAGCAGCUAAGGACUACCCCUCGCACAGCUGAAGCUGAAGGACUUUCUAGGCAAUACACUGAGGUGAUUUUUCUUGCUGCUGCACACCUCCUGAGAGAACCUUGAGGACAACGACCUCGCCAUCUACACACCAUUCAGCUGAUCAGUCGCCUGCAUGCCUCUGCAGGAUCACAGCACUGCUGAUGAUGAAUAUCCUCCUGGCCAACAUCCUGAGGUCGCUGGGAGUACCUGGAGGACAGUCCAUUGUCCACCACCCUACACAUCAUCAAAUCGAACAGGUUUUCUUUUGUGUCUGUUCAUAAUCUCAGCACAUAAGACCACCCUCCAAGCUACUGAAACUGAAGGUGUUCCAGGUGAACAUCACGAUGGUGUUUCUGCACAGUGUAGGUACUGGACAAACAUUGGGGACAAUGUGCUCUCCAUCAGCCAACACAUCAUCCAAUGGAUCAGUGUGUGCUCUGAGCCUCAGCAAGGCCCUAGUAUGUAGGAUUAUUCGCCACACUGCCAGAGAUGGAAGUCCUACUGUUCCAUAUCCUGAGGCUUUCCCAGUUCCUCCCACACAGCUUCUGGGAGGACCUGGAGGAAAAGCUCCCCACAAGCCAACAUACCAUCCAGCUGAUCAGAGUUUCCUUCAUGUCUGCAUGAUAUCCUAUCACAUAGGAUCACCUUCCACACAGCUGGAGCUAGUAGUUCUAAUAUCCUGAGGUUCCCUCGCUUAAUUCCACAUUCUGGGUGGUUAUAAUUCAAGUGGAGCUACUCAAGGAGGUCUAGUGUGGGCCAUGAUUAUCGUACAGCAGUGAAACAUGGUAGAUAUGCUAACGCCUUAAUGAAGAACCGAUUUACGCUGGAGAACACAUUAGUUCCGACUGUGGGCGCUAGUUCCUGUACACUGUUUGUUCAGAGGUAUGAGGUCCACGCUGUCAUUUGACAAGCCAUAACGUGAGUGAAUAGUAUGGCUAUAGAGAAGGGAUUGUGAACUAUUAGUGAAAGUGUUUUAUGUGAAUGGCAAUCAUUACAGUACUGCAUUGAGAGAGGCUUGAUGAAUGAAAGGUCUCAGGAGAGGUCCGAUGCCAUUAAAUAGUUUAGAUGAUAACAAUGAAAUUCGAAAACAUGGAUGAGCUUUACGAGGCACCUACAAGAGAAAGGCAUCCUGUCCCACUGGAAGAUACUGAUGAGUUUUCUGUUGCUGUAACUGACCAAGCAGCAUGUGCCCCAGGUAGCGCUAGUGUUCGUUGAAUGUCACGAGAAUUAUCUAUCCCAUGGCCAACAAUAUGGAAAUUUUUGUGGUCUAUUUUACACUGGUACCUGUACAACGUACAAACGGUGCAGCAACUAAAACGUCAUGAUCUGCAGCAAUGUUCUGAAUUUGCUGUUCACUUUGAUGAAAUGUAGCCAGGCAAUAUUCUAUGGAGUGGUGAGGCAUAUUUUACACUACAGGCUACAGUGAAUACACAGAAGUGCCGAAUUUUGGGAACUGUUAAACGGUGUUGUACAUGAAGAGCCAUUAUAUUUGCCAUACUGAUUUAUUGAUCCAUUUCAUCUACAGCUGCACUAUGUGCAAGAUAUAUUUGGAUUUUUAUGUUAAUAUUAACAGUUUUACAUAUAAUACACCUUUGUACAUAAUAACACACAUUAAUAUAUGAAUUAAUGAUGAAUACUUAAAUAAAUGUUGUUACGCUAUAUACAGAGAGAUAAAAUACAAAUGUUCUUCUGAAUGAGACUGCAUUGGUUUAGAAUAGAAAAAUUUAUUUUUGUAGGUAUGCAUGUACUGUGUAAAAGCAGUGAUCAACCAAGUAUGACUUCAAUUUAGAUUUGAAGUGACCAAUGUUUUGUAUGUGUUCAAUGGAAUCUGGUAAGGCACUGUAUAACUUGAUACUAGGAUGGAUAAGAUCGUUUUGAAAUAACUUCGUCUUGGCGCUUUGAACAUGUACAUCCAAUUUUUGUCUUGUAUCAUAGCUGUGUAUUGUGUUAUU
Schistocerca serialis cubense is the source of this 4655-nucleotide messenger RNA. Its product is annotated as cytochrome P450 4C1-like. The record is from RefSeq and is a predicted model, not a curated record. Lineage: Eukaryota; Metazoa; Arthropoda; Insecta; Orthoptera; Acrididae. The transcript is spliced from 7 exons. Gene Ontology annotation, molecular function: monooxygenase activity; heme binding; oxidoreductase activity, acting on paired donors, with incorporation or reduction of molecular oxygen. Bases 129 to 1640 code for a protein of 503 amino acids.